UGAAAAUGGUUUCCCCCUACUUCCUAAACUCUUCUUGCGCGCUAAGGGCAGAGAAAAUUUCAAUCUGCCCGCUUAAUCCCCAAAAGUUUCAUACGCUAAGGGAAGAGAAAGAAGCCCACUCGAAUGGCCCUGUAGUCACCCAAAGAAAAAAAUCAAAGUAGAAGCAACACUCGAAGCCCUCUUCUCAGCGCGCAAGAAAUUUUCUUCUCUGCGCGCUUAAUCCCCAAAAUUUCUUCCGCUGAGGGUAGAGAAACAAGCCCCACUCGAAUGGCCCUUGUUACCCAAAGGAAAAAAUCCAACUAGAAGCAACAGUCGAAGCCCUCUUUUUCGCUCGAAGCCCUCUUUUUUCACUCAAAGCCCUAAGGAAGAAUUCUUCCCUCAUUGCGCAACAGCCCCGAAUUUGAACUUUAAGGUUUAGAUUUUUGGAAGAAUUCCUUUCUCUGUACAAGAAGCAUAGGUUUCUUCUGGUGAAAUCGGCCCGAUACAGAUUUGUACUUCAUUUGCUACAAUCCUCAAUCAAAGCCAGGAAGUAAUGAAAUUCAAAUUCAUUAGUAUGUCAGUGCAUAGCAAAAGGCGUCUUCAUAUGUAUAGGUGCCUGAUCUCUUGUCUUCUGGAAAAAAGAUUGUGUUAAUACAAAAGAAUGCUCUGACGACCUCUUCUUGACGAGGGGACACAUCCAUCUCGGGCUUACUUUCUACAUACAGCCGCAUUACUUGUGUUUGCUGCUGUCUGUUCAGCAUUAUUUCCCAGGCUUUCUCAUUUCCUUUUUCUUCCCGGCUCAUGAUUUAUGUUAAUCCUUUGUUAUUGGCAUCUCAAGUUGGUGCUAAUACAAGUAAUUUAACUGUUGUCGUGCUUAUGCUUUUGUAUUUUAUUGCAGGAAGUGAUAAGAAUGUCUAGUAAUAGGAAGCAGAAGUUAUGCAAGAAGGCAUUCGCAAUUGAAGAAACAUACAUCCAACUUGGAAGAUUGAAAAAGAUUCUUGAGGAAAGAAAAAAUGUUGGUGUUGAUGUAGGCACUGUUGAUGUAGGCACACAUUCAAAAGCCAACCAAUUAAGAGUGGACUCACCAGCAAGGAAUACUAGAAGUGUUGUUCGAAGACUGCUUAUAAGAGAAGAUUCUCCAGAAUUUGAACAGCGUGGCUCAAAUGUGGGUGAAAACAAUCUCUGCAAGUUAGUGGAUAGGAAUGAAGCUUUACAGUCACCAAUAGCCUCACCCACUGCACCUAUUCGGAGGUUUCUUCGACUGCAAGGAGUUAAAGCUUUUUUUGAAAAUAACAAUCCAACUCAGAGCCAUACAAGUGAACCAGUACCUGAGGAGACACCUAUUCGGAGGUCUCUUAGACUGCAAGGAGUUGAAGCUUCUCCUGAAAUUAACAAUCCAACUCAGAGGAAUACAAGUGCAGGUGCACUAGAACCUGAGGAGACACCCAUUUGGAUUUCUCUUAGGGUGCAAGGAGUUGAAGAGUAUCCUAAAAAUAAUAAUCCAACUCAGAGGAAUACAAGUGAAGGUGUACAGAAACAUCAGGAGACACCUAUUAGGAGGUCUCGUAGAUUGCAAGAAGUUGAAGCUUCUCCUGAAGUUAACAACCAAAGUCAGAGGAUGACAAGUGAAGGUGCACAAGAACGGGAUGAGAUAACAACAGACUCUAUAGGAAAGUCGAAAAACCCAAAUGGUAGAAGCAUCAAAUAUUCAAGAACAUGGGUGCAAUUUAGAGUCUCAAAAUAAGUUAAGAAAGAAAAAAAUGAAGAAGAAAAACUAAAAUUGAAGCCUGAUUACAUCAAAUCAGUUACAAAGUAAAAAGCUUUUGUAAGAGAGAAAACAAGUGCAGCUUUUCAGG
Morus notabilis is the source of this 1835-nucleotide messenger RNA. RefSeq lists its product as uncharacterized. Lineage: Eukaryota; Viridiplantae; Streptophyta; Magnoliopsida; Rosales; Moraceae. The record is from RefSeq and is a predicted model, not a curated record. Bases 890 to 1723 code for a protein of 277 amino acids. The transcript is spliced from 3 exons.